UUUUGGCAACUGUCUAAGAAGACUAAAUUCCGAUCAAUACAACUUUGGCCAGUUGACAGGCAGAAAUUCAACCAGGGCAACUGUCCCAGUACGAGAGAUACCCUGCUGGGAGAAGCUGCACCUGUUGAAUUCUGCCCACCCACCCCGUCCAUGCAACUGUUUAAUAAGGCAUUCCACUCGUUGUGUAAGAUCUUUGCAGGGCUGUGGCCUGCCUGAACUUUCUCUCAGGAUUGCUGGAAUGUUUUCCUCCAUCAUAUUUUUCUGGAGCACCCAGGUCCAAAUCAGUUGUCAUAAACUGUUUCUUGGGGCCACUUUUAUUGUGUUGUUCUGUUUAAUUUUACAGGAACAUAGGAAGCUGCCGUCUACUGAGUCAGACCCUUGGUCCAUCUAGCUCAGGAUUGUCUGCACCGACUGGCAGCGGCUUCUCCAAAGUUGCAGGCAGGAAUCUCUCUCGGCCCUAUCUUGGAGAUGCUGCCAGGGAGGGAACUGGGAACCUUCUGCUCUUCCCAGAGUGGCCCCAUUAUCCCCUGAGGGGAAGAUCUUCCAGGGCUCACACUUCUAGUCUCCCAUCCACAUGCAACCAGGGCCGACCCUGCUUAGCUAAGGGGACCAGUCCUGCUUGCUGCCACCAGCCCAGCCCUCCCCUCCCCUCCCUUCUGUUAAACGUGGCAAUUAAGCGCAGGCCUCAUUUAGGGCCUAGUGUGGCCUAGUGGCUGGUUGUGUGGAAACAAAGCCAGUUCAGAAUUAAUGGUGGCGAGGGUCUUUCCUCAGACCCUCAUAUUUUCCUCAGGGCAUAUUUUCCUCAGCCUGGCUGCCAGGGCGACAGGGUCCGCGACCAUGUGCAGAGCGGAAUUGCACUGGAAGUCUGCCCAAGUGGCACUGGGGUUGAUCCUAGCAACUUCCGUACUGGGAUUGUGUCCUCCAAUGUGGAUCCCAUACAGGGAGGAACUUUGCCUCUAUGUCCCUGCUGGUCCAGCUCUGUCUUGGAGUGAGGCCAGCAUCUUCUGCCAGGACCAAAAUGCCAAGCUGGUGGUCAUCAAGGAUUACAACAAACAGAUGUUCCUGACGGACCACACAGAUGGUGCUAAGGGACCCGCGUCCCUCUACUGGAUAGGGCUGGCCUGGCAAGAAGCAAAUGCUCAGCUCACCUGGGUGGAUGGCACUCCAAUAUCGCAGAGCUGGUACAGCUCCUGGCUGCAGGGCCACCCCAAGAAGGGACAUUGCGUCCAGAUCGUGGGCUUCUACGCUGGCCAGUGGAGAGACUGGGAUUGCCGUGCCAACACCUCCUUCAUCUGUGAGAUGCCAGCAAAAGAUGCUUUCCCUGGCUCUGUGAAGAAGGUCCGUUUCCGCUCUCGCUGCUACACCUUCCAUUUCCCAUCCUUCCGGGAAGUGAGGUCCUGGAGAGAGGCCCAGGCCUUCUGCCAGGAAACUGGGGAGAGCUUAGCCGUUGUACACGAUGAGGAGGAGAAUGCCUUCCUGUCAUAUGCUUUUCCUGAAGACGGCUGGCAUAUGUGGAUCGGGCUGCGCUUUGGCACUGCAUGGAAGUGGAGCGACUCAUCACCCCUCGGCUAUUUCUGGUGGCAUCCAGAAGAAGCCCCGUCUGAAGCGCGGGAUCGGUGUGUGGUACUGCAGUUCUGGCCAGCCGAUGUUUCCCGACAUGGGACCUGGAAAACCAGACCGUGCAACAAACGCCCCGUAGCCGAGGCGACAGGAUUCAUCUGCCAGCACGGAUACAAUUUUUGUGGUCCACUGGACCCUGCUCACUUUCCCCUCCCUGGAGGGAUGGGCCUCCACGCCACAGUAGAUGUCAUCUUCUCUCUGUCCGCCCACUCAACCUGCUCUCUGUUGCUGACUGAGCUCCACACCAACACCACCCCUUUCAAGAUCCACCUCAAGUCUGACACCACCCACGUGCAUGGGAGCAUUCUCUCUGAACUCGGCGGCUUCUCAGUGCACAAGAAUUUCCCUCGCGCGCCCUUUUCCUCUGGGCUCAACACUUGGAGUUUCGUCACCCACCCCGGCGGUGUUGUGAGCUUCUUCAACCACCAGGAGCAUUUCCGGCUGUCUGACAUCCGAGAUAUUUCUUUUACUAACCUCGGCGCCUUGCAGAUAACUGGAGUGACCGUGGCCAAUGCAUCUCUAGAGUAUCGCCUUUCCUCCGAGUUGCGCUUCCCCGGGGGAAGCAGCCUGCAGCUGCAGAAUGCCAUUGGCCGCUACCUGAGCCACUUCACCAUCGGCUUGUGGCUCCGGAGCAACGCCACCAGCCCCCUCCAGAUGUGCCUGGUCAGCUACUCGCGGAAGUGGAAGCCGCCAGACUUUGCCCUCUUUCUCCUCUUCCCAUCUGGGCUGAAAUUCCACUUCAAAGGGACAGUGCUGUUCAGCAGCACCCGUGGCUCCCUCCUCGAUGGCGCUUGGCACCACGUGGCCGUCUCGGUCUCCAGUGCCCCCUGGGCCCUCCCCUCUGCGCUCUUUGUCGACGGAAAACCCUGGGCGCUGCACCGGGCAAAGCACGCCAAUGUCCUGCCCAAGGGGCUGUCUCUGGGGGGGAAGAUGAGCAUAGGGCAGCUGGAGGUGGACAGCAGAGGGACCAGCUUCUACGUGGGGGACCUGAGUGAAGUCAACCUGUGGGACCAAGCCCUGCCUGAGCUGUCAGUCCAGCAGCUGGCGGCCUCCAGGACCCGGUGGAAGUACCCCGGCAACGUGGUCAGCUGGAGCCAGCUGGUGGCUCAGAGGCCUGCUGCACUUCAGAUCAGCACCCCAGGCCAAGACCCAGAUACGGCCUUUGUGUGGUUCGGCCUCCUCCAGCUCAGAGGGAAAACGUCGGUCCUGUGUGCUGAUCCGGAGCGCUCCUGGAUCUACGUGGAGCCCGCUCCAAAGAGGUGCCUUAACCAUAGUUUCUGGGGUCUGCAGCUGAAUGGCCGGCUCCGCAGCGUGGCAGAUCCUUCCUCUUGCCUUCUGGUCGCAUCCGAUGGCGUCUCCCUGCUGAGUAGCUCCGAUUGUUCCACCAACAUGAAGAGUUCCUUCCGCCUGUUGCCAGACCAGCGUUUGCAGAACUUGUACUCUGGCUUCUGUGCGUUUCAGGACAUUGUCAGCGCCAGGCUGUACCUGGGGAAAUGCACCCCGCAAGCCUUGUACUUUGUUAUCGACCGGGACGUGCACUGCCCUCAGUCUCCUGCCUGGAGGUCCAGGAAGGACAAGUGCCUCCUUUUCAUGCUGGACGUGGCCCUUGAGUGGAGCCAGGCACUGAGAUUCUGCCAGAGGUUUCACGGGGGGAGCUUGGCCACACUGAACAGCCCGGCGGACCUGGCACGGGUGCAGACGGAGCUGCAGGUCAGCGUCUGGACCGGUCUGCACGGCACUGGCAGGGACCUUUGGAGCUGGGCCGAUGAGACCCCCUUCAACAAAGCCCUGAAGCGCUUCAUUUUCUCCCCGGGUACUUCUGGCACCAAGACCUGCCUGCUGGCCCUGACCUCCGGCGCCCUGAAAGUCGAGCUGUGCAACAGACCUCACCGCUGGAUAUGCCAGACCUCUCGGCAGAGCGACGCUUACGUGGCAGUCCCCGGCCGGUCCUUCUACGGCUCCUUCUCUGUGGACCUGGCCUUCCCCUCCCUGCAGCGGGCCAAGCAGCAGUGCAGUGCCCUGGGCAGAGGCUGCAACAUGGUGGUCAGCACCGUCACGGGGCACCGCCUGGCUGCAGGGACCCGCUUUGUCGCCCUGAAGGGCCCUGCUGCCCAGCCGGGGGCCACCGUGCACGUCAAAAGCGGGUGCUCCCCUGGCUUUUCCGGGCAAGAUUGCCAGUCCAUGUGCCCCCACUGUGAGCCCAGCACAGACUGCAACCCCCUGACGGGUCUCUGCGAUGGAUUCCUGCACUACGAGGAGACAACCGCCACGUAUGCCUCUCUGAAGUGCCUGCCAUUUGGUGACUGGGUGUACGAUCACGGCUCUUGUGUGUCGUCGGAGCGCUACAGCAGUCAAGAAGAGGCGCGUGCCGUGUGCAACCGAUACCUGGGCGCAGAUGUACAGAAGGUCCCGGCUAAGUUCUCUGGAGCUCAAAGGAAAGGCACAGAGCUGGACAGUGUUCUUUGGGCUUGCCAGCGAGCAGAAGAUGCGGAGCUGCCGUCCCUUAGAGAGAAGCUGCUGGUUUCCCUCCAGGGUCCGAGCCCGCCACAGAGGCGCGCCUCGCUGCAGCAAGCCCUGGACGCCUGCUACCUGCAGAAGGAGCGCUGCUCUGGGGUGCUGAGCCUGCGCAGCGCCUGUUACGUGGUGGCCGGGACCGUGCUGGCUGACAUCCCGGGCUCAGAAGCCAUCCUGUACGUCAAGUCCGCUUGCUCGCCUGGCUUCUACGGCGAGAGAUGCCAGAAGCGCCGCUCUCCCUGCUUCACCACGCGCACCUUCAACCCCUGGACGGGCCAGUGUGACGGCCACCUGAGCUGCGUCCGCCGGUUCAGCCCUUCCUGCCUUCACGGUCUGGUGAACUCAAGGUGCCCCCGCCAUCCCGGCUGGUGGUUCUGGGAGGGCCACUGCUAUUAUGUGGAGGAGCAGAGCCUCAAGGACUGGCGAGAGGCAAGAGCAGCCUGCCAAGCAUACGGCCACGACAUAGGCUUGCUGACCCUCAGCAGCGCCGAGGAAAAGGGCUGGAUAGGGGCCAUGGUGCAGCAAGACAGCUGGACAGGGCUGAACGACGCAGACAAAGACGGGACCUGGAUGUGGGAAGGGGGCCAGGCGGCCGAUCUCUCCUCUCCCUGGUUAGCUGAUGUGCAGCUUAUCACAGGUCACUGCCUUGGGAUCCGACCCCAGGGGGAGCAGAUUCUGACCACCACUCCGUGCUCCGAACUCAAGCCUUGGGUGUGCAAAGGGACUCCGGUGCCCUGGAAUUCCUGUCCGUGGACGCCUGGGUGGAGACACUGGAACGGCAGCUGCUACUUCUGGGACCCUUCCGUGGCCAGCGGGUGGCAUGAGGCCCGGCAAGCUUGCCGAAGGUUCAGGAAGACGGAGCUGCUGUACCUGACCUCACCCCAGGAGAAGGACUGGGUUCACUCAAAUUUCCGAGACUCUUUCUGGACAGGCUUGAAUGACCUGAAGCUGGAGUCUGUCUUCCAGUGGACGACGCAGGAGCCCCUCAGCCAGCAGAUGGCAGAGUUCUUGCGAGACGACAUGGCCGAUGGCGGCCUGAAGGACUGCGUGUGGCUGGACGUGGCCUCUGGGCUCCUCCGCGAUGCCAAAUGCAACGAGAAGAAACCUUUCCUGUGCAAAUGCAGCGCCGGCACAGAGUGGUUUGACAAGAAGCCCGGCCGUGGGGUGGCCAAAGAGCCCUCCCUGAUGUAUCCCUCUGCGGAGAGCCUGGAAGCGGCCAAGCGAGAGUGCCUGAUGGAGCGCCAGGUCUGUGCGGCCGUCCUCCAGACGGAGACUGGCUUCUACUUGAUCAGCACUGUGGAGGAGAUCAUCUCCCAGCCAGUCUGUGCGGAGGGCUUCCGCAGCCCACACUGCCAGAAGGUCUGGACCCCCCCGCCACGGCCAGCCUGUGACUGCAGCGGCAAGUUUCAGACGACCGCCAAGAAAGUCUGUGGCAUCCCGGUGCAGAGGUGUGUGGACGACUGCCAGAGCAUGACCACUUGGAGGAAUUGCUCGCUCUGCCUUCCUGCCUGCUCCGAGGCCAGCUUGAGCAACCUGGACCCCGAAGAGCUCGCUCUCAUCACGAUGGUCCACUUCAAAGUGUCGCAUUCCCUCAACCUCACCGCGGAGGACGAAAGGGAUCGAGGAAAUUCGUCCAAAAUCAUAUAUGACGCCAAAUACCCAUGAUGUUUCAACACCGGGGGAAAGCCAAUAAAAGCUUUGGUGAGGGCGCUGUUCCCUGGAAUUUU
Messenger RNA from Hemicordylus capensis (graceful crag lizard), 5861 nucleotides. RefSeq lists its product as uncharacterized. The transcript is spliced from 32 exons. NCBI's taxonomy places the organism in Eukaryota, Metazoa, Chordata, Lepidosauria, Squamata, Cordylidae. The record is from RefSeq and is a predicted model, not a curated record. Gene Ontology annotation, molecular function: signaling receptor activity. Bases 748 to 5799 code for a protein of 1683 amino acids.